Liolophura sinensis is the source of this 1602-nucleotide messenger RNA. RefSeq lists its product as uncharacterized. Bases 1 to 1602 code for a protein of 533 amino acids. The transcript is spliced from 8 exons. NCBI's taxonomy places the organism in Eukaryota, Metazoa, Mollusca, Polyplacophora, Chitonida, Chitonidae. The record is from RefSeq and is a predicted model, not a curated record.
AUGAUUAAAAACCUUAUCGGAAACUCGGUGGACACAGGAUUCGAGGGCCGCGGAGGCUUCGACAAGCUUCACCUGGGUGUGGAUUGUGGGCUGAACCAGAUUCGACAAUCAUCCGGGGGACGACAGACGGCCAUGCUUCUUAUAGUUCUAGCCAACGAUUUGUUUUCUCAGCCAACCACUCAGGCCGCCAUCGACCGCGCCAGACAGGAAACGUAUCUCUCCGUCAUCACAGUUGGGGAUAACUUUGUGGAUAGAACCAUCAUUGAGAAUUAUGCUACGAACCGCAAUGCCCUCACCAUCAUUCCGACCUUUCGGGAUUUUGUAGCGGAUGCAGAGCGGUUCCGACCCAAUUCGUUUGACUCUGUCUGUCCAAUUGACCUUACCACCACUACCACAACAACAACAACGACGACAACAACAACGACGACAACAACAACAACUCGCCCUCCUCCAAUUGGCGAUCCAUGCGACAACUGUGUCGUCAUCAACGGUGUGGGAUAUGCGUCAUCCGGCGACUGCUUUUCGUUCUUCCAGUGCUUCUUGCAGGAGGAUGGUACCUAUACCCAGAUUCUGCGGCCACUUGCUGUCGGCACUUAUUGGAACCCAGAGAGGCUGACGGGAGACAACCCACUCGACGCCAGGUGUCCGCAAGAUCCUUGUAACGGCCGUGCUGACGGGACUGUCUUGGGUGGGUACAGCAACUGCCGUGCCCGUAUCACCUGUAUUGGCGGAGUGUCCAGUGUUAUCGAGUGCUGUCCCGAGGGGACGUCUCUACAAGGAGGCGAGUGUGUCAAUGAUCCCACCUGCCAGGAUUUCUGUGAUCCUACCGUCACCAGCGAAGGCAUCUGUUUCCUGGAGCCCACUGCAGAUGACCGCAACCAGUACAUCGUCCGAGAUGGUGAAUUCUCACAGGUCAUGACAUGUCCAAUUGGAACCUUCUACGACGAAACCAUCUGCGGUUGCAACCACGUCGAAGGAGAAUUCGCACCCAGAUUGUGUGUAGAACAUCCGGAAGUGGAUUUGCAGUUUGGUCCCGACGGCUCCGUGGUUGAUGUUGGCCGUAACAAAUACUACAUAACGACAGAGAACUUCAGCACCGAAGAAAUUAAUGGUCAGUGGGUUGGAGUAUUCACUGGAGACUCACUGGUCAGAGUGCAAAUGUCCAACGCUGACCUAACUCAAGAAGUCACCAUGGUGGUCGAGUAUGAAACAUCUCAGAACGUACCAAACGCCAAUGUCGUGUCUGACGCCGAGUGCGUUGGUACUACCCGAACCAUCGCCAUCCUCGACGACAAUUCGGCUCCACGAGGCUUUGUGCGGACGGUUCCAGAUGGGACCAUCACCGUGGACAGCGACAGAUCUACCGGUUUCAAAGAAGUGAUUUUACAGUACACUACGGAGGAACUGCGAGUGGAUAGCAACGGCAGACUUAGCGCUAACCCAGCUGGACCUUUGUUAGUCAGUACACGAUUCUGUGAUGGCAUUAAGCUCGGAAGAUCGAACGAGGGACCUGGCUUCCAAGGCCGAAUCAGGCGGUUCUUGUUGUACAAGUGUUUAUCUGAUGGACCACAGGAUUUUGAGUCAGCAGCAGGAAGGAAGUAG